CUUCAUCGAUAAACCCUUCCUUCCUACUAUCUUCACUACCAUGACGUUCACAGCGGAGGUAGCAUGCAGCUUCUUCGGCCUCGCUUAUCGCAAUCGCAAACCCUUCACUCUCUCACUCCAAACCACUCUCCUCCCUCUUCUACGCAGAACAACCACUCACUCCCAUUCCCAAUCGUUAACAUUCCCUCUUAGACCCUCUCGCCGCUUCUCCGUCCCCGCCACCACCACUGCGCCGCCUCAAUCCGAGGAUUCCGACGUUUCCACCCUCAUCCCUCCCGACAAUCGUAUUCCGGCAACCAUCAUCACCGGCUUUCUCGGCUCCGGCAAGACGACACUGCUGAACCAUAUUCUCACCGCGGAGCAUGGAAAACGAAUUGCGGUUAUUGAGAACGAGUUUGGUGAAAUUGACAUAGAUGGUUCUUUGGUCGCGGCGAAAGCUGCUGGUGCUGAAGAUAUUAUGAUGUUGAACAAUGGCUGUCUUUGCUGUACUGUGAGGGGUGAUCUUGUUCGAAUGAUUUCCGAAUUAGUCGCUAAGAAGAAAGGAAAAUUUGACCAUAUUGUUAUAGAGACUACAGGUUUGGCAAAUCCAGCACCAAUAAUCCAGACCUUUUAUGCAGAGGAAAACAUUUUUAAUGAAGUCAAAUUGGAUGGUGUUGUUACUCUGGUUGACGCAAAGCAUGCUGGUUUUCAUCUUGAUGAGGUUAAGCCAAAAGGUGUGGUCAAUGAGGCUGUGGAACAGAUUGCGUAUGCAGAUCGUAUAAUUGUAAAUAAGACUGACCUAGUAGGUGAAUCAGACAUUGCUUCUUUGGUCCAGCGGAUAAGGAAAAUAAACAGCUUGGCCAACUUAAAGCGGACAGAGUAUGGAAAAGUUAACUUGGAUUAUGUUCUUGGCAUUGGGGGCUUUGAUUUGGAGAGGAUUGAGAAUGCCAUUAAUGAUGAAGGUGCAAAAGAAGAUCAUGACCACAGCCAUGACCACGAGCAUGAGCACCAUGACCAUGAUCAUCACCACCAUGACCAUGCUCAUUCCCAUGACCACAAGCAUGAACACCAUGAUCACCACUCUCAUGAUCAUAGUCACGAUCCUGGUGUUUCAUCUGUCAGCAUAGUUUGUGAAGGAAGCUUAGACCUUGAGAAGGCUAACAUGUGGCUUGGUACCUUGUUGCUGGAUCAUAGCGAAGACAUUUAUAGGAUGAAGGGACUUCUGUCUGUUCAAGGAAUGAAUGAAAGAUUUGUCUUUCAGGGAGUUCAUGACAUGUUUCAAGGUUCACCUGAAAGGUUGUGGGGGCCAGAUGAACCAAGGAUAAACAAAAUUGUAUUCAUAGGGAAAAAAUUGGAUGCUAAGGAAUUGGAAAAGGGAUUCAAGGCCUGUUUACUAUGAUACUAAGAAGUUCACUGCAGUGCUUUAAUUAUCUCUCUUUCGGCCAAAUGAUACACGUUGAAGAUAGAGUGUGCCUAUAUACCAUGUAGAACUCUGUACUACUGACGGAUCCAAUAUUAUAGUGAAAAAUGUUCCAUUUCUAGAAUACCUUCAGUCUUUGAUGUGGCUUCAAAUGUGAUUGCAUUAGUUUUAACGAUUUUUCUUGGUUUUUUCAAACAGUCAAGUGUUGUUUUAA
This is a messenger RNA of Glycine soja, 1613 nucleotides long. RefSeq names its product P-loop guanosine triphosphatase YjiA-like. Gene Ontology annotation, cellular component: cytoplasm. The coding region runs from base 41 to 1378 and encodes 445 amino acids. The record is from RefSeq and is a predicted model, not a curated record. NCBI's taxonomy places the organism in Eukaryota, Viridiplantae, Streptophyta, Magnoliopsida, Fabales, Fabaceae. The transcript has 10 exons.